Molecule: messenger RNA, 763 nt
Organism: Spea bombifrons (plains spadefoot toad)
Lineage: Eukaryota; Metazoa; Chordata; Amphibia; Anura; Pelobatidae
Gene: OTOS
Product: otospiralin
Exons: 4
Coding region: 173-433 (86 amino acids)
Biological process (GO): sensory perception of sound
Source: RefSeq, a predicted model, not a curated record
CUAUUUAGUUAUAUUUCUAUGUGAACCUGAUCCUGGGCUUGUGUCAAACAGCCCCCUGUUUAUAUACCAGUAGCUCAGAGAAAACUGACACAGAAGCACACAAACUGAGACGAGAGCCAUCAGCGUGAGCAGGACAAGAAACGGCAGUAAAAGGAAAUACAUCAAAGGCAUAAUGAAGAUACUUUUUAUUGGAUUAUAUUUUGCCUACCUCCUCCUUGGAACAUUCAUGGAUGCUCGGCCAAUUCAUGAGGAAGAUGAUCCAUAUGCUGAAGCCCCUGCUCAACCUUACUGGCCCUUUUCGGCCUCAGAUUUCUGGCAAUAUGUGGAGCAUUUCCGCAGCAUGGGUGCAUACGACCAGAUUAAUGACCUGGCCCGUACUUUCUAUGCUCACUAUCCCCUGGGAGAUACUUUGGGCCCAAACCAUGAGCAUUAGAAGUAUGGUUAUAGGUAGUAUCAUAGCUUUAGAUACCUGUACAUAAAAAAAGAAUCUGAAAUCUAGAAGAACCAUGAUUAUGGAAUGAAUGGGUGAACCAAGUAUCAUCCUAACUCAAAAUCCAUCAUUAAAUCAUCCAACUGCCUCAAACAGUUCUAAAAAGAAAAAAAAACUAUUUGCACAGUGUAAUGCUUUCCAUUGUUCAUGUAUAUGUAUUGCCACCUCUACCCUCAUGAAUGUUUAUAAUAUUGAAAUAUUAGAUACAAAGCUGUAAAGAAAAAAAAACGCUGUGCAUGUGUUGUAUAGCAAUAAAAACAAUUGCUGAUUGAG